Messenger RNA from Ahaetulla prasina, 3482 nucleotides. RefSeq names its product tektin bundle interacting protein 1 (gene TEKTIP1). Lineage: Eukaryota; Metazoa; Chordata; Lepidosauria; Squamata; Colubridae. The transcript has 4 exons. The record is from RefSeq and is a predicted model, not a curated record. Bases 191 to 790 code for a protein of 199 amino acids.
CCCCUUCCGCUCCUUUGGACCUAACACACUCCAUCUUUCAUUGUUUCCUUGUUGCUGCACUGGUUGCUAAGGGGAUGGUUGCCAGGAGGUGUGUAAGUCAAACAAUGACUGACUCUUGCUCUUCCCUCCAGCCAAAGGGAAACUCUCUUAAGCUGGCCUGGGCUGCAGGAGGGGACAUCACAGGCUUGCAAUGGAUUUCCGUGACCUGUCCUACCGGGAUUUGGUACUAAAUCGUCCAUAUGUCCCUCUUAACACCUUAGAAACUGACUUCCCCACUCCGCUCUACAGUGAUCAAUACCUUUCUCUAAGAGGACCCCGGAAUGCCCCUGUUAUAAAAGAGGCCGUCCGCUGGAAAUUCACCCCUAUGGGGUGGGAUGCCAUCCCUCAAACCUGGUAUACCGGUCUGACAAACAGCCACAACCGGGAUGCCUGGUACACCCUCACUGAGCCCCUGGGCCGGGAGACCUACCACCGUUGGCAGAAGUCCAGUGCCAAACAGGAGAAGGCUCUACCGCCUGGUUACGCCCAGCGUUUGCGAGAGAGCAGCUGGUACGAUCCGAUCAUCCCUCCUCAGUAUUCGGAUCCUAACACACGAUGGGGUGCUUUUCUAUGGAAGGAUAAGAGUAUUCCUGGCAAAGAAUAUGUCGUCAACCGCAAUCGCUGUGCUGAGGAGCUGAAGGGAAAACCAGGCUAUGUACCCCGCCUUUCUCUCCACACGCCGGUCUUCACAGCAAAGGACUACCGCACCUGGAGGAUGUUCAGCCACCAGCCUUCAACCAACAACCAGUAAAGCUUCUUCAGCUGCUUGACGUGAUAUGAUAAUCCUCCUUCGUGGUGCAAGGUGGGGAUAGCAUCUCCCCUUUGUGCUCGGGGCCCGUAUGUCCUAGGCCCAGAGCCUUGGAGUGAUGUGGCAUGGCAACGUAACCAUGCAGCCUGGAUCAUGUGGAUGUGGCCCAUUUGUUGCGACAGUGCUGUAAAAGGAAGGGGCCGAGAACGCUUCUCCCUUUUACCUGUGUGUUUGUUUUUUAAUGAAAUUGUUGGGCAGACAAUUCUUCAUGUACUUCUUUUAUACAAUGCAGAAAUAACUGGUGGGACUCCCUGCUGUGGAAUAGCAAGAGCAGUAGCACUUAGAUUUAAUAUACAGCUUCACAGUCAUCUCUAAGGCAGUUUACAGAGUCAGCCUAUUGCCCCCAACAACCUGGGUUCUUAUUUUACCGACCUUGGAAGGAUGGAAGGCUGAAUCAACUUUGAGCCGGUGAGAAUCGAACUGCUGGCAGUCGGCAGAAUUAGCCUACAAUACUGCAUUCCAACCACUGUGCCACCAUGACCCUUUAGGAUGACCCCCGCACACACUUUAAUGAUGUGGGUUUUUUUUUAAAAAAAUGAGAGAGAGAAACUACGGAAAGAUAGAAGAGAUGAAGGCAAAUGACAUCUGAGGUGAUAUAACAUGGUUGAAAAACACCAAAUAGAGUGCCUUUACAACUCCCUUUUAAGAAAACCAUGGGAAGUAAGCCUGCGCAUAAAAUGAAUGCAGGUUGGGGAUAAUUAAGACAUUAAGAUAAUUAAGACAUUUUCAAUAACUCACCUUAACUGGUAGUGUUCUAAUGACAGCCUGGGAGCCAUCUUUUGGGGAAGCGUUAAUUAAGAUUCUUGUGCCGAGCGUGGGCUGGCAGUUGGACUUUCUAGGACAUCAACUCUAUGAUUCAGUGAUUCUUGGCUGCAUUUCCUUACCUUUUAGAUCAGGGGUCUCCAACCUUGGUCCCUUUAAGACUUGUGGACUUCAACUCCCAGAGUCCCUCAGCCAGCAAAGUCAUUGCAGUCAUAAGUCAAAGCAUCAGAUGACCAGAUUUGAAUUUUCAGUUGUUUUUACAAGAUUUGUUAAGUGAAUGCUGCAGUUGUUAAAUGCGUCCAUUUUCGUCCAAUGGGCGUUUUUUGCUGGAAACAGGAAGUAGACGCUAGAAACCAGCCAAAAAAAGAGUCACAGAUUGUAGUCACGUGACUGCAGAUGUUGCAAACAGCUGUAAAGGUGAGCCGGUUCAAGCCCAGUGCCUGACCUGUCAUCAUUGUAAACCUCGGGUUUCUGUGGUCGUCAUAAGUCUAAAAACGGCUCUGGGGAGCUCCAUGGUAAUUUGGAACAACCGUUAACCGAAUGGUUGUAUGUCAAAGAAUACCUGAGUCAGCUUUGGAAGGCAUAUUAGGCCGGAAGCUUCCGUGCUGCCACUUUCUUCUCCUGUGUGGGAAACUCUGGGAGUUGAAGUCCACAAGUCUUAAAGGGACCAAGGUUGGAGAGCCCUGUUUUAGAUCAGAGCUCAACAUACUGUACAAUGCCAAGAGAGAUAAUUAUGUACCUUCCCCCACACUCGUAUACAUAUAAAAUAGCUGAAAUCUCAGUCAAUGCUCAUGUUUGCAUUGGGAUCCCCAGAGAAUGCCGAACUCUGUGUCCGGUGACAGCUUAAAAUCUAGUAAUAGUUUGGUAUUGGUAAUUGGUAUGAAAAUAAUGCAAUCUUGUGAUGCUUGCAAGAAGGUUGGUGACUCAUUUUAAGGUUGGUUUGGUGUUUUGAAUGGAUUGCGAUGGCUUUUACCAACUUUUCCAGCUCAUUGUGGUUCUUUUAAGCAUCUUAAUCUACCCAUUUUACCAGUCCUAAUAUUCCCAAAUGGAGCUGAUUUUUUCCACUUUUGGCAGUUUUUAGGAGGAAAAUAGUUUGACACCAUUUAGAUUUUUUUGGUUGUUUAAGGGUCCUUUAAAACUUAACCAAGAAUCAUGAGGGAUCAAAAUCACUACAAGAAUCAUGAUAUUUGCGGUUUGCAGUAGAUUCGCAAAGGAAGCCAUGGUCUGCUCUAAACCUUUUAAUGCUCGCUAAUUAAUAUUACCCCUUUCACACAUCUGACUCACUUGACUUUCUUCAGCAAGAGUUUUUCAGAUCAAGGACUGCAAUCCUGACUAAAACUGUACCAAGAACUAUUCUUUGUGAAGUGGAUGGAGCCAGAUUAAAAAGAGGACAAAAUAAGAAAUGGAUAAUAAUCAACACUAAAAUGAUCACUCCUCUUUUGUCAUGGUCCUUACUACAAGGUUAUAUGCACAGUUCCAUUUGAUCUAUAACAGGGUUUUUCAAAUUUGGUAACUUAAGAUGUAUGGACUUCAACUCCCAGAAUUCUCCAGCCAAGCUGUGGAAUUCUGGGAGUUGAAGUCCACACACUUUAAAGUUACAAAAGUUUAAAAAAUACUGAUCCAUUCGUAUUUCAUAUUUAUUAUUUUAUAUGUUAAAGUGAUUGGCACUUUAUCUCUCUGCCUGAAAAUGUAUGUGUCUUAAGAGUAAUUCUAAACCACAUUGAGAUUUAAAGAAAAAAAAGAAAAGAAAGAAAUAUACCAUUAAUGACUUCGGCUGCACAAUAUAGGCACUGAUGUAAAAUGAGAGAAAUAACAUGCAUUAAGGGUGUCCAUCUGGUUUGUUUAACAUGAUGCUAUUCGCACAAUGUAUUCC